Messenger RNA from Xylaria bambusicola, 1905 nucleotides. Its product is annotated as threonyl-tRNA synthetase. Lineage: Eukaryota; Fungi; Ascomycota; Sordariomycetes; Xylariales; Xylariaceae. The record is from RefSeq and is a predicted model, not a curated record. The transcript has a single exon. The coding region runs from base 245 to 1771 and encodes 508 amino acids. Gene Ontology annotation, biological process: threonyl-tRNA aminoacylation. Gene Ontology annotation, molecular function: ATP binding; threonine-tRNA ligase activity. Gene Ontology annotation, cellular component: cytoplasm.
GGCCGCGAUAUGUGUUACGGGUCUCGUGACCUAGUAACCUAGUCACAUGGGUUUCCGGUCACGGCGCGGCGUGGCGUGUCCCGCUCGAAUUCGUUGACGAUAAGGGGCACAAGAUAAGGAUUAAACGAGGUAUAACGGUAUUACUGAUAGAUGGAUAUUUCGUCAACGGCCCGGAUUCUUCUGUAGCAAUUGUAUUUUAGCUCCGGUAUGAAGCCGACCGACUGUACCAUGAUCGACCGGCAACAUGCUCUGCACAAGGGCAUUGAGGACCUACGUAUCCUCCCGCACGCUGAGUCAACUAUCACGCAUACGAAAUCCUACAUAUAUCCCGUGUGUGUCCUCACAAUGGCACCUACGACGGAGCUGCGCUUCGCAUGCACAUGCGACCACCACUGAGGAUCCACCAAUCCCGCCCGCAGACCACAGACAGCUCGCCGUACAGCAAGAACUAUUUACGACGUCCAUCUACAGCCCAGGCUCGCCCAUUCUUCUCCCCAAUGGCGCCAGAAUAUUCAAUCGCUUGGUCGAGUUUUUGCGCCGACAAUACACCCGCUAUGGCUUCGACGAGGUCAUCACCCCCACCAUCUACAAGAAGGCGCUGUGGAAAAAGUCAGGGCAUCUGGAAAACUACAGCGACGACAUGUUCACUGUAACGAGCACGUCGCCGUCGCGGAACGACACGGCCGAGGCCAGCGAAGAAGAUGAAUACGGCCUCAAGCCUAUGAAUUGCCCCGGCCACUGCCUGAUUUUCGCAUCGAAGCGCCACGGCUACCGAGAUCUCCCCGUCCGAUACGCCGAUUUCUCGCCCCUCCAUCGCAACGAGAUAUCAGGUGCUCUGAGUGGACUGACUCGAGUACGGCGCUUCCACCAAGACGACGGACACAUCUUCUGCAGGCCGUCGCAGAUCGAAGACGAGAUACGGAAGACGUUGGAUUUCGUGCGCGUCGUGUAUUCUACAUUCAAGCUUGGGCCUUACCGAUUGACUCUGUCCACGCGGCCUAAAGAUCACUACAUAGGGACCAGAAGCGAAUGGGGGCGCGCUGAGGCCGCAUUGAAGAGAGCACUAGAGGCGUCCGGUCAGGAGUGGAUGAUCAACGAAGGCGAUGGUGCCUUUUAUGGUCCCAAAAUAGACAUCAUCUUGCGGGACUCGGAUGGCAAAGAACACCAAACAGCCACUAUCCAGCUGGACUUUCAACUACCCAAGCGAUUCGAACUAGGCUACGUAGCCCCGGCACCUGAGUUUGAGACGCGCGGAGAAACCACGACGGAUCAGGAAGAGCUGAAGAAACUCGGCCUCGUCACGCCAGUUCUUAUCCAUCGAGCUGUCCUAGGCUCUGUAGAGCGCUUAAUGGCUCUGUUAAUCGAACAUUAUAACGGGAACUGGCCCCUCUGGCUGAAUCCUCGGCAGGUUAUAAUCAUGACUGUCAACGACGCCCCGCUCGUCGUAGAGCAUGCCAACAAAGUCCGGGACAUUCUCCUAGGUAGGCACGAAUCAGAUUCGCCGGACGAGCCGGUGAGCCAAGCUGCCAAUUUCGUGGUAGACAUCGACGAUAGGCCUCUACCCGUGGGCGUCAAAAGCCACCAUGCCAAGGCCAAGGGUUACAGCGUCUUCCUCACGGUUGGGCCACGACAGCUGUCUAGUGGAUCCAUUACAUGUGACCUAUCGCGUUUGGGAGAUGAUACCGAGGGGCGGCCGUACGGGGAACGGGUAGAAAUGCAACCAUCCAACUUAUUGGAAAUACUCCAAGCGAAAAUAGACGCUUAUCUGUAAAUUACCUGUGUAUAACAUAAGUAGCUAUCCCUCCAAGCUUUCCUCAUAGUGAAGAGUGAUAUGCCCGAUCGCUCGAAAUGCAUACUUGAUCAUACUCGAAUGACAUCCUCGUCGAGAGUCGACCUAGACAAUGG